Messenger RNA from Aureobasidium subglaciale EXF-2481, 2292 nucleotides. RefSeq lists its product as uncharacterized. Gene Ontology annotation, cellular component: nucleus. NCBI's taxonomy places the organism in Eukaryota, Fungi, Ascomycota, Dothideomycetes, Dothideales, Saccotheciaceae. The coding region runs from base 1 to 2292 and encodes 763 amino acids. The transcript is spliced from 2 exons. Gene Ontology annotation, molecular function: nucleic acid binding; ATP binding. The record is from RefSeq and is a predicted model, not a curated record.
AUGGCCCCUUACGCCCGCUACGUCCCGUCCAAGUCUGCUGCGCCUGUCGUUGCACAAGUUGCACAAGUUGCACCCGCCACACAAGUCUCGAAUCCAGGCAAAGCGAAGCAAGUCAAGGUGCCCAAGGGCCCAUCGAGAUCCGACGACAAUGGCAGAAAAAAGAGAAAGCGCUCAGAACUAGACUCUUCGCUGGACCAGGACGACGACGCGCCUGCCAUACCAAACAAGCACAGUGCCGUCUAUUCGAAGUUCCAGAAAGCUGCCCUGCGCUCAGAAGUUGCCAGAGCCUCUGCGCCAGACGACACACUCGAUCCAGCAAGCCUGCCCGAACUUCAUGAUCUCAUCCCCCUACCACAGCCCGAGCGCGCACCGACUCCCGAUUUCGUACCCUCUUUCUCCUCGCUACCGCAAUGGCUGGCCCAUCCCACCCUCGUCUCGCAAUCCACUACUUGCUCUUUCAGCCAGCUAUCUCUUUCCAAGAAGACUCUGGCCCACCUUGAAUCCAGAGGCUAUACGACCGCCUUUGCUGUUCAGGCUGCCCUGCUUCCUCUCCUUCUCCCACAUCCCUAUCUAACCCAUCUACCGCCGAACGAUAUUUGUGUUAGCGCUCCAACUGGUAGCGGCAAAACUCUGGCCUACGUGCUCCCCAUUAUCGAGAAUCUGCGCACGAGGCUCGACACGAAACUACGUGCUGUCAUUGUAGUACCAACCAGAGAGCUAGUCGCCCAGGCAUACAACGUGGCAUCCUCAUGCUCUCAAGGUUCUGCCAUCCAGAUCGCCCUGGCUGUUGGUAAUCAAUCCGUUGCUGUCGAGCAGGACUCGUUGGUCAGAAAAGGUCGAUCAUAUGAUCCCGAGCGUUACUGUUCCCUCAUGGAGAAGGCAAGGAAACGUCAGUGUUUCGAGCUCGAAUCGGAUCUGGAUGACAUUGAGGCCACGACGCUCGACGACGUCGUUCGUCUACCGCCCAACUACGUCCCAACCUACACUUCGGCUGCCGACCUACUGAUUUGUACCCCUGGCCGUCUGGUCGAGCAUUUGACUGCUACAGCGGGAUUCACCUUGGACCAUGUCGAGUGGCUAGUAGUCGAUGAAGCCGAUCGUUUGUUGGAUCAAAGCUUCCAAGAAUGGGUUGCGAAGGUGACCACUGCUUUGGACGUCCAGAAACCCCAAUCAGAUCCAACCCCUGAGACUGCUGCUGUGCGCAGCCUCAUGCCACGUCGAGAUAGAUACGUGAGGAAGAUCAUCUUGAGUGCCACAAUGACCCGCGACAUAUCAAAACUGAGUGCCCUCAGAUUACGACGACCUACCAUGGUUGUCGUCAAGACGGAAGCCGAUGCUACUCUAGACGACAACGCUACAACAGCCGAGAAUGCAGAAGGCUUUGAACUGCCCACAACUCUUUCGGAGUUUGCAAUUCCCGUUGGAGAUGGCUCUGAUAAGCCAUUGUUCCUGCUUGAACUACUCCGAUCUAAGAUCAUGUCGCACUCAAUGUCUGGUCUGGUCCAGACCAAGGACGUCAGCUCUUCAUCAUCCUCCGAAGAUGAUUCGUCCUCCGAUGAGGAUUCGUCUUCUUCUUCUUCUGAUGAUGAUGAUGAUGAUGAUGACAACGAUGAUAGCAGCUCAUCUGACGAUGGGGAUGACAGUUCGGAAAGUAGCAGCAGUGACGACGAGAGCGUUAGCGAUGCUUCCACAACAACAACGACAUCAACGAAAAAGGCAGCAGCUCUCACAUCUACCCCUCGUGGAAGCAGUAUGGUCCUGAUCUUUACUCCAAGUACCGAAGCAGCAGCUCGCCUAUACCAUUUGAUUACGCAUAUCGAACCAUCUUACAAAACGACUACCCUCCUCCUUACCAAAGCAUCCACAAAUCUCAACUUCCAGACAGCCUCCUCGCCCCGUAUUAUUAUCUCGACUGACCGUGCUUCACGAGGUCUUGAUCUGCCACUUUUGACGCAUGUCAUCAACUACACUAUCCCACGCAGCCUGGCAUCAUAUGUGCAUCGCGUGGGACGUACAGCGAGAGCUGGGCGAACCGGUGAGGCCUGGACGCUAUUUACAGAGAACGAAGGUCGUUGGUUCUGGAAUGAGAUCGCAAGAGCCAAGGGAAUAGGCAGAAACGCAAAGGUUGAGAGGGUCAAUUUGAAGCUCGCUGCUGAACAGAAGGAAGAUGGAGAGAUGCGUCGUAGGUAUGUGGAUGCUCUCGAGGGCAUGAAGGAGAUUGUUACCAGCAAGAACACCAAAGCAAACAAGGGAAAAGGCAGAAAGGACGACGAUGUAGAAAUGGCUCUAUGA